This is a messenger RNA of Coprinopsis cinerea okayama7#130, 983 nucleotides long. RefSeq lists its product as hypothetical. NCBI's taxonomy places the organism in Eukaryota, Fungi, Basidiomycota, Agaricomycetes, Agaricales, Psathyrellaceae. The transcript is spliced from 4 exons. The coding region runs from base 92 to 775 and encodes 227 amino acids. The record is from RefSeq and is a predicted model, not a curated record.
CUUUACCCCAUCAUCACCUCCGCCAGAUCUAUCCACAUUCACUGAUUGAACACACAUCAACUCGUCGUUUCUCCGAUACCUUCUCGCCAACAUGGGUAUGUGGCCAGUCCGUGCUUUCCUCCACGGUCUCUUGUGGGCAUGUGCUGUUGUCCUUCUAGGACUGACGGCUUACCGCAUCCACUACACGAAGCGGCGAAAUGAGCCUGACGUUCUUACGAAUCGCACACACUACUGGGAUCCCAUUAUCGUCGAAUUACUCGUUACAUCUAUCCUCGCCAUCCUGGGGUCCUUCUGGUUCCUCGUAGCGCUCUGCACUCGCUCCAGAUUAGGUGGACUCGGAAGUUUCGCAUCUGAAGCCAUCUACCUGUUCAUCAUCUUCGUCAUGUUCUUGGUGGGCGCCGCCUACACCACGCAUCAUUGGCUGUCACUGAGAUGGUGUGACGGAUACCGUGUCUGUUCCGUGCUACAGACCAUCAAGGCGUUCUCAUUCAUCUGCUGGGGUCUUACAUGUCUCCUGCUCCUUUUUGCUCUCAUCGACAUGCUCUGGACCAAGUCCACCUGUGGCGACGCCGCUGCAGGAGGCGGUAGUCGAAAGUCAGCUAUGUACCCCGCUGCAGGAGCCGCAGCUGCCCCUGCUGCUGCCACCUACCCAGAGACUCGAACGGCUCCAGCUGCUGCACCGGCUACGACGACAGCGGCUCCCGCCGCACGAACGACCGAGACAACUUACACAGAAGUCCGUGCUGCUGACCCCAACGCCGUCCAACCAGUGUAAAGGCUUUUUUCUUGACCUCCUUUCGUCUUCGUCUUUCGCUCUUGUCCCCUUUGGUUAUCACCCUUCCCUAUUUUAUAUUCGGAGGAUUGAAUGAUCGCUUUCUCGCUUUGCCUUUGCCGUUUGCCCAAGUUAGUAUAGAUAAAUUACGAAUCUGUAUAGCUCACGCACCCUUGUAACGUCAGUAACCAAACAAACUUCAUUUCCACAC